AUGCCCAAAAAUGAAACUGCAUUUUAUGAUUUACUAUGCAAUAGAACAAAUCCAAUCAAUCAGGUCUCUGUGUAUUACCGUCAAGCAACGUCAGCUCGAAAUUCUUCAUAUCCAUAUAUCAGUGGUGAUACAUUUCGAGCAUUUGCUGAUUAUGUUUACGAUGAAGCAAGACAAGAUAAAUUAAGCUUAGUUAAAUAUGGUGAAAUAAUUUUUGUAAAAACUGAUAAUCUAUUCAAUUUUUUCAAGUCACCAUUUGAUUCCAUAAAAAAACCAUUCGCAUUGGUUACACAUAAUAGUGAUGCCUCAGCACCAGCUAUUUAUGAAUCAUAUUUAUUAAAUCCAAAGAUUCUUAUUUGGUAUGCAUCGAAUCCAAGUGUAAGAAAUCGUGCAAAAUUAUCUCCUAUUCCGAUUGGACUAGCCAAUGCGUAUUGGCCACAUGGUAAUUUGCGUAAAUUCACAUUUGCUUUGAGAAAUCAUCGUAAACCGUGGUCUCAACGAACAAAUCUUCUUUAUGUUAAUUUUGAAGUUGCAAAUAAUAAAGCUCAACGGGCAAAAGCUUUGUUACAAGCAUCAAAAAUAGGCAAUGUAAAAGUAAUUAAACAGCGUAUCACAUUGGAAACUUACUUGGAACAGCUAGGAAAUGUAAAAUUUGUUUUAUCACCCCCUGGUGGUGGCACUGAUUGCCAUCGAACAUGGGAGACUUUAUAUAUGGGUGCUGUUCCUAUUGUUCUUUCAUCAGGACUUGAUCCAUUAUUUUCAAAAACAAGAUCAGUUAUUGUCAAUGACUGGUCGCAGCUGACACAAGAUUUUUUAUUAUCAUUCAACUUUUCCCUCAAUGACCGCAUCAUACCAAAUGUUUUAAAAGCUCGUUAUUGGCGUGAAACACUUUUCAGACAUCGACAUAAUUAUUCGCUAGUGUCACCGUAA
Molecule: messenger RNA, 927 nt
Organism: Rotaria socialis
Lineage: Eukaryota; Metazoa; Rotifera; Eurotatoria; Philodinida; Philodinidae
Source: the annotation of a GenBank genome assembly